AGCGAACCGUGGCAGCUGAGAUGGAGCAGGAGAGGAUAGUCCUCCCUCCCCGAGGACCUUUAGAGUUGCCUCUCUCCAUUUUGGAGGUUGGAUGUGCUGGUCGUUUUGAGCUCAUCACCCAAGAGGAACCCACCAAAGAAGGAUUUCCACUGACCACAUUGCCACAUGGGCUGCCCCCGUACGCUGAGGAUCUGUCCUCGGAAUUGGAGCAGCAUUAUCUCAACAGCCCGGAAUGGCUUCCCGUCCAUGACUUUGAAAGGUCUCACAGGUUCUGGCCCCGAGAGAAAGACAUCCAGUCACUCUUUGCACUAGCGGUCACGCCUGUACACUCCACUCUCCGGGCCGAGCGCAAUCCCACCACCGGGGAGCUGCUGGGUUUUAAAGAGGCACUUGUGGACAACAUGGGAUUAUCAGCCAAGAAUUCUCUGUCCUUCCAGCGAGCACCUGGUCCUCCAUCUGAGUCUCUGCGAGGCAGUGCCACCAACUACCCCUUCUGGCCAGGUGGGAUAGAUGAGCCUAGCUUGGAACUGAUUAAGGCUCAAGAAGAUAGGGAAGAGGACAUUGAUUUUGAGAAAGAUUUGCUGACAGUGCCACCAGGAUGGAAGAAAGGGGUGGAAUUCACCAAACAAGAGAUCAUGGCCUCCCCAGGAUUGCUAAACUUGACCAAUUUGCUGGGUGCGCUGGACACCUUUGAGCUGGAGGCCUCCAGCGAUGAAGAAGGCAAAGAGAAGACGGAGGAAGUGGAGAAGAGGAGGAAAAAAGGGAAGAGUAAGGGAGCAAAGGAAGAAGAGAUCCCUCCAGCAGAACCAGCACCACUGCACAGAGUGAACAGCUUGGAGGAACUGGUGCUUAAGGAGGUGACACCCAUCCCCAAAUCAGCCCCAGAGGCUGCGCCUGCGCCCGCCCCUGCUGCAGUGCCUCCCAAAGAACAGUGGGCUAUCCAGGUUGAUGUAAGCUCCCCUGUGGACGAUUUCUACAAGCUAAUUCCUGAUCCAGCCUUCAAGUGGCCUUUUGAGCCCGAUGUUUUCCAGAAACAGGCAAUUCUCCACUUGGAGAAACAUGAUUCCGUCUUUGUCGCCGCCCACACCUCUGCGGGAAAGACUGUCGUGGCCGAGUACGCCAUUGCUCUGUCACAGAAGCACAUGACACGCACCAUCUAUACAUCCCCAAUCAAAGCGCUUUCCAACCAGAAGUUUCGGGAUUUCAAGAACACCUUUGGCGAUGUUGGCUUGUUGACAGGAGAUGUGCAGCUGCAUCCGGAUGCUUCUUGCCUCAUCAUGACAACCGAGAUCCUUAGGUCUAUGCUCUAUAAUGGCUCCGAUGUCCUCAGAGACCUAGAGUGGGUGAUCUUUGAUGAAGUACAUUACAUUAACGACUCUGAGCGUGGUGUGGUUUGGGAAGAGGUUCUCAUCAUGUUGCCAGACCAUGUAAACAUAAUUUUGCUGAGUGCCACCGUCCCCAACACCCUGGAGUUUGCUGACUGGAUUGGGAGAAUCAAGCGGAAGAAGAUUUAUGUGAUCAGCACCCUGAAGCGCCCUGUUCCGCUGGAGCAUUAUCUGUACACGGGGAAUAGCCAGAAGACGCAGAAGGAGCUCUUCCUCCUAGUGGACCCCCGUGGGACGUUCCUUACGAAGGGGUAUUACGAUGCUGUAGAAGCCAAAAAGGAGCGAAGUAGCAAGCACUCCCAGACCUUCGGGGCCAAACAGCCAAUGCACGCAGGAACUGGACCAGGCCAGGUUCUUCACAUGGUCGACCUUUUGAAACGUGGAAUUGGGGUGCACCACAGUGGCAUUCUGCCCAUCCUCAAGGAGGUUGUGGAGAUGCUUUUCAGCAAAGGCCUUGUCAAGAUCCUCUUUGCCACAGAGACUUUCGCCAUGGGGGUGAACAUGCCAGCAAGGACUGUGGUUUUCAAUUCAGUUCGUAAACAUGACGGUGCGAAUUUCCGGGACUUGGUACCAGCCGAAUACAUCCAGAUGGCCGGCCGGGCUGGGCGUCGAGGUCUCGACACCACUGGGAUGGUGAUUAUCCUAUGCAAAACCCAAGUGCCUGAAAUGUCCGACCUUCAUCGCAUGAUGCUGGGUAAACCCACUCGGUUGCAGUCCCAAUUCCGCCUGACUUACACCAUGAUCCUAAACCUGUUGAGAGUGGAGGCACUCCGAGUGGAAGACAUGAUGAGGAGAAGCUUCUCCGAGUUCCACACCCGGAAAGACAGCAAGGUCUAUGAACACAGAAUCACCCAGCUGAGCAGUAUGUUAGCCAGCAUGGAAAUCCCAGACACCUCAAGGCAGCUUGGUGACUUACAAGAGUAUUAUUCCAUAGUCAGAGAACUGCAAGAGAUCCGGGAGCGCAUUCAGAGGCGAGUAAUGGAAUCGGUGAGUGGAUUGAAAGCCCUUUCUGUGGGACGAGUGAUCGUGGUGAACAACCAAGAGCACAAGAAUGCCCUAGGAGUCAUCUUGCAGGUUUCUUCAGACUCAGCCAAUCGGGCCUUCAGCACUUUAGUGAUGUGUGAGAAGAACUCUGUGGAGCGAGGCUUGACUGAGGGCCAAGAAUGGAAUCCCCUUCCCUCUGCUGAAGUGCCUCUGCCCGAGGAUCUUCUGCACACGAAGCUUUUCCUUCCCGAAGGCCCCUGUGGACACACCAUAAAGAAGCUGGGCCCAGCAGAUAUUCUGGGCGUCACGCCGAAAACCCUCCGCGUGAAUGCCGAGCGUAUCCUGGAGGAUUUCAGGAAACGACAGAUGCCCAGGUUCAGGAAUGACCUACCUGGACCAUCAGCAGCCACAGCAACCCAGGAGCUGCUGCGUUUAGCUGAAGGCUCUCCGGAAGGCCUCCCCCUUCUGGAUCCCGUAAACGACCUUCAGCUGAAGGGUCUGGAGGUCGUAGAGAGCACGAUCCGGGCUCGUAAUCUGGAGGAACGUUUGCCAGAGUUCCAGUGUGUGCACAGCCCCCUCUUCCACAUAGAGUUUGUACGCUUCCGAGAGCGCCAAAGGGUGUUGGACGAACUGGAGCAGCUGCGCUUCCUGCUGUCGGACCAGUCCCUUCUCUUACUGCCCGAGUAUCACCAGCGUGUCGAGGUCUUGCGUUCCCUGGGCUACAUCAACGAAGGAGGAGCCGUGGAGCUCAAGGGCAGCGUGGCCCGUCAGAUCAGCAACCAUGAGCUGCUCCUGACGCAGCUGCUUCUGGACAAUGCCCUGACCGACCUGCGACCUGAGGAGAUUGUGGCCUUGCUGAGCUGCACGGUGUGCCAGGUCCGCACCCAGGUGGAGCCCCAGCUGCCCUCUGUUCUUCAGAAGGGCAUAGAGCACAUCCGUUCCGUAGCCGAACAGAUCGCCCUGCUGCAACGCAAGUGCGGCCUGCAAGAAUCGGUCGAGGAUUUUGUGGAGCAGUACAAAUUCGGGCUGGUGGAGGUGGUUUAUGAGUGGGCCCGUGGCAUGCCCUUCGCCGAGAUCGCCCACCUGACAGACGUGCAGGAAGGCAUCAUCGUCCGCUGCAUUCAGCGGCUGGAUGAAACCUGUCGCGAGAUGCGCAACGCUGCCCGGGUGACGGGGGAGCCGACCCUGCACGCCAAGAUGGAGGCCGCCUCCAACAUGAUCAAGAGAGACAUUGUCUUUGCCGCUAGCCUCUACACCCAGUGAGGGGAGAUGCUAGCUGGACGGGAUCCUUUUUUUGCCAUCCUGGAAAGUUCUCCCUCCCUUAUUCUGACCUCUAAGAGGUUUUGCAAUGCAUCUGCAGAUGUAAACAAUAAA
Messenger RNA from Protobothrops mucrosquamatus (brown spotted pit viper), 3743 nucleotides. It is a transcript of the gene SKIC2, whose product is annotated as Ski2 like RNA helicase. Gene Ontology annotation, biological process: nuclear-transcribed mRNA catabolic process, 3'-5' exonucleolytic nonsense-mediated decay. The transcript is spliced from 28 exons. The coding region runs from base 21 to 3632 and encodes 1203 amino acids. Gene Ontology annotation, cellular component: Ski complex. The record is from RefSeq and is a predicted model, not a curated record. Gene Ontology annotation, molecular function: RNA binding; ATP binding; RNA helicase activity. NCBI's taxonomy places the organism in Eukaryota, Metazoa, Chordata, Lepidosauria, Squamata, Viperidae.